AUGGCCCUUCUCAUUUUCUGCUACUCGGGAGGGGUCGGAUCGACUUGGGUCCUUGCUGGGGAUUGUUUGCGGCAAGCUUUCUUUCCGUCGUCGGUUCACACGGGAGCCCACAAUGCGGGUAACAAGAUUACGCUCGACCACAAAGCUUCACACCCGACAGGGGUGCAGGGUACAGUGAGCAGGAGCUUGCAUUUGGUGUUGGUGCUGGUACUGAGGGAGAGUCCAGGGCAAGCCGCAACAAAUGCAGCGCUUGCCUGGAAGAGCGUGUGUGCGCGCGCAUGCGGUGCGUAUUGGAAGACGGGAAAGGGGAUCUAG
Messenger RNA from Colletotrichum orchidophilum, 315 nucleotides. RefSeq lists its product as uncharacterized. The coding region runs from base 1 to 315 and encodes 104 amino acids. The record is from RefSeq and is a predicted model, not a curated record. NCBI's taxonomy places the organism in Eukaryota, Fungi, Ascomycota, Sordariomycetes, Glomerellales, Glomerellaceae. The transcript has a single exon.